Molecule: messenger RNA, 1287 nt
Organism: Geodia barretti
Lineage: Eukaryota; Metazoa; Porifera; Demospongiae; Tetractinellida; Geodiidae
Source: the annotation of a GenBank genome assembly
AUGGUUACCACCUUUAAUGAAAAUCUGUUUUCCCCUGAAGUGAUCCAGGAUCCGUAUUCCUAUUUCGGGCGGAUGCGAGAGGAAGACCCGGUGCACUGGAACGACCCGUACAAGCUGUGGGUCAUCACCAAGUACAAGGAUUUGGUCUGGGUAACCCGGCGCCCCGAGGCGUUCUCGUCCGAGGUGUUCACCCGCGACCCGCUGCCUCCGUAUCCUUCGAUCGACGAAUCGGACAUGGGACUCUACGAAGACGUGCGCAACUUCUUCAGCCAGUGGUUCAUUCAAACCGACAGGCGUGCAGUGAGCACGCACGAAGAGAUCCGUGAGCACGGCGCGCCCGACCACACCGACAUGCGGAAGGUCAUCCACGGCUACUUCACGCCCAAGGCCAUGGAGCUGUGGCGGCCGCUGGUUCAGUCCGCCAUCAAGCAACUGCUCGACGAGGCGGAAGACCGCGGCAGCAUGGACGUGAUGCGUGACUAUGCCACGCCGCUGCCCCUGCUGGUGAUCGCUGCCAUGAUGGGCAUCGAGACCUACGACCGGCAGUUCAUUCGCUCCCUGGCGGAGAAGCUGCUGUUCAUCGGGCGCGGCAACGCCGACCGGAUGCAGCCGCUGUCAGAGGGCAUCACCGAGUUGCAGGAGUACCUGCGGCCGAUGGUGAGGGAUCGCCUGAAGAACUCCAACGGCGACCUCCUGGACAAGAUGACCGAUGCCGCCCGUAUGACGAACGCAGCGGGCAAGCGGAUCAUGGACGAGGAGCAGGUGGUUGCCAAUGCCAUCCUGCUGCUGCUGGCCGGUCACGAGACCACGAUCAACCUGAUCUGCAACGGCACCCGGGCGUUCAUGACCCACCCGGACCAGUGGGAACUCUUCAAGGCCGACCCGGCCAGCAGGAUGAUCCGCGCCACCGAGGAAUGCCUGCGGUACGACGCGCCGGUGAAGUCCAUCACCCGCAUCGCCGGGGAGGACGUGGAACUGGGCGGCAAGACCAUCCAGAAGGACGAGCGGAUGCGGUGGUUCGUGACCUCCGCCAACCGGGACCCCGAAGUGUUUGAUCGGCCCGAUGACUUCGACAUCGAGCGGUAUCCGAACCCGCACGUAGCGUUCGGCAGCGGCAUCCACCACUGCCUGGGGGCGACCCUGGCGCGGCUGGAAGGGCAAGAGGCGUUCAAGGCGCUGGCCGACAGGUUCCCGAAGCUGAACAUGGACUGCAACCCGGACGACCUGUCCUACACGUCCAGCAUCACGUUCCGUACGCUGGAGAAGCUGCCGGUCAGCCUGUCGUAA